Messenger RNA from Synchiropus splendidus (mandarinfish), 5379 nucleotides. It is a transcript of the gene itga1, whose product is annotated as integrin, alpha 1. Gene Ontology annotation, biological process: integrin-mediated signaling pathway; cell-cell adhesion; cell-matrix adhesion. NCBI's taxonomy places the organism in Eukaryota, Metazoa, Chordata, Actinopteri, Syngnathiformes, Callionymidae. Gene Ontology annotation, molecular function: integrin binding. The record is from RefSeq and is a predicted model, not a curated record. Bases 177 to 3716 code for a protein of 1179 amino acids. Gene Ontology annotation, cellular component: external side of plasma membrane; integrin complex. The transcript is spliced from 30 exons.
CAAUGGAACAAGCGAGCUCUCGAGAUGAAUCAGUGCAGUCUAGACUCGCUCUGUCCGGGACUGGACGUUGCGACCAGUGAACACGCUCGUGCUCUCCAGUAGCCACUGACCAUCACUGGCGCGCGCGAAAACACGGACUAACUAAAGAGACGGAGCGACAUCUUCAUCGAUCCGAGAUGAGACCUCACAUCAGGCUGACGGCUGCUGCAGUCACCGUGCUGCUGGUGUCUGUGUUGUCCUUCAAUGUCGACCAAAAGAAUGCGCUGUCCUUUGACGGUCCCCUGGAGGACAUGUUUGGAUACACCGUCCAGCAGUUUGAGAACAGCGAGGGCAAAUGGGUUCUGAUUGGGUCGCCGCUCUCAGGUCAACCCGCCCGGCGGACGGGAGACGUCUACAAAUGCCCCGUGGGGAGGGGGGGCAACAAGUGUGUCAAACUGGAGCUGCCAAGAAACACAACAGUUCCUAACUUGAAUGAAGUGAAGGAGAACAUGACCAUGGGAACCACGCUCGUCACCAAUCCCACUGGAGGAUUUCUGGCCUGUGGUCCUCAGUACGGCUACAUGUGUGGUCAGCAGCAGUACAUCUCUGGCGUGUGCGCCAAUGUCAGCUCUUCCUUCCAGAUCCUCAACUCCAUGGCACCGGCAGUGCAAGACUGUCCAAAGGAACUGGACAUUGUGAUCGUCCUGGACGGCUCCAACAGCAUCUUCCCAUGGCACAGCGUUGUUGACUUUCUGAUCCGUUUCAUUGAGAAAAUAGAAGUGGGGCCCAAACUCUCACAGGUGGGCAUCGUGUCUUACGGUGAGACUGUCACCCACCGGGUCAACCUCAGCCAGUUUGACAACACAGCUGAUUUGCUGGCCUACGUGAGGAGGCUUCCUCAGCACACGGGGGUCAGGACCAUGACCUUCGAUGCCAUUAAUACAACCAGGAGGGAGGCCUUCAUGCCAGAGCGGGGCGCACGACCCGGGGUCAAGAAAGUGAUGGUGGUCGUAACUGAUGGAGACGCACAUGACUCCCAUAAACUGGAAGAGGUCAUCACAGACUGCAAAGAUGAUGGCAUCGAGAGGUUUGGCAUCGCGGUUUUGGGAGACUUCAACAGGCAGAACAAAAGCGCAGCCGAGGUUCAGAAGUUCAUCAAAGAGAUCGAGGCCAUUUCCAGUCCCCCUUUGCAUGACCACUUCUUCAACGUGUCUGAUGAAGUGGCCUUGCUGAGCAUUGUGGAUGCUCUGGGAUCCAAAAUCUUUGCUUUAGAAGCUACGACUGGCAACUUCACAUCUUCUUUUGGAAUGGAAAUGUCUCAAGCUGGCUUCAGUGCACAUACUUCUAAGGAGGUAGUGCUGCUGGGAGCGGUCGGAGCUUACGACUGGAAUGGGACCGUGGUGAUGCGCGUUCCGAGUGGAUCGAUCGUCCCGGAGAAGACUGACUUUUAUGACCCCAAAACUGAGGCAGGUUACGAAGCAUUGGCUGGCUACCUUGGUUAUGAUGUUCAGUCGGCGACCACUCGGGAAGAAGUCUUGUACAUCGCCGGUGCGCCUCGAUACAACCACACGGGCCGCGUUGUUGUCUACCGACUGAAGGACAACAAGACUGUCGUUUCACAAAUUCUGAAAGGGGAACAGAUCGGAUCGUACUUUGGCAGCGUCCUGCAGACUGUGGAUGUAGACGGAGACUCCUACACAGAUCUGCUGCUGGUCGGCGCCCCGAUGUUCAUGGGCUUGGAGAAGAACGAGCAGGGACAGGUUUACGUUUACAAACUCAGCAAGCAUGGGAAGUUUGAACAUGAGUUCACUCUGAUGCCUGUCAAUCAGUCUUGUUGCACCGCCCACUCCGAAAGCUGCACCAACCAGAACGAACCCUGUGGUGCCCGAUUUGGCACCGCCAUAGCGGCAGUAUCUGAUCUGAACCUGGAUGGGUUCAACGACGUGGCGAUUGGUGCGCCAUUUGAGAACGACCACAGAGGCGCCGUCUAUAUUUAUCAUGGAGAAAGUACUUCACUGAAAGAGAAGUUUGUGCAACGUAUUCCAGCAGGCGGAGACGGAAGCAAGGUGAAGUUUUUCGGUCAGUCCAUUCACGGAGUGAUGGAUCUGAAUGGAGACGGAAUAACAGAUGUGACCAUCGGAGGUCUCGGCGGAGCUUCCCUCUUCUGGUCGAGAGAUGUGGCGGAGCUCCAUGCCGUCAUGACCUUCGACCCUGCCAAAAUCAACCUGCAGCAGUCUCAGUACCAAUGUGAACGCGCCGGACGCAGAUCCGUGUGUGUGACAACCGAAGUGUGUUUCACCUUCAGGAUCAAGUCUGACAAGCAGGAUUUAAACCUGGAUACAGAGAUUCAGUACAUUCUGAGUCUAGAUGCUCUUCGUGCCAAAGCCAGGGCUUCAUUUCUGGAUUCUGAUGAGAAGAGUGAUCGCAGGAUUACCAGGAGCGUCAUCAUGAAAGACCGAGAGAGGAAGUGUGUAAAGGAGACCUUCAUCAUGUCGACCCGACUGGACUUCCGAGACCCUCUCAUGGUGUCCUUAGAGUUCCGACUAGCUGAUGAAGACAAAGGACCUGUGCUGGAUGAAAGUCUUCCCACAUCCAUUAAUAAGACCAUUCCUCUCGUGGACUGUGGGAGCGACCAGCGGUGCGUUGCUGACCUCUCGCUUCACGCUGAGUCAAAUGUGAAGACGAUGGUCAUUAAGGCAAACAAAGAAAAGAUAGACGUAAACAUCAAAGUCCGGAACAGUCAAGACAACGCGUACAACACCAAAGUCAUUGUCAUCUUCUCGCCAAAUGUCAAUUACGUGAAAGUGGAGCCAGACAAAGACUGCACACUGAACAACACCAAAGUGGAGUGUGCUGUUGGGUACCCCUUCCUGGGAAGCAAUACCGAGGAGGAUUUUAAAGUCAGGUUUGAGGUGAAUCCUCUUCAUGUUGAGCGACACAUUCAAAUCAACGUGACCGCAACAAGCGACAGUGACGAGCUGCCGUCGACUCUGAAUGACAACUCUGUGCAGAUUUCUAUUCCAGUGACGUAUGAAGCUGGACUCAUCUUCUCUGUGCGACCAGUAGAGGAGCACAUCGUGGUGAAAGAGGGCGAGACCUAUGCCAGCGUUUUUAACGACACCAGAAUGAUCGGGGAAGAAGUCAACAUCUCCUACACUAUCACGGCCGACGCAGUGACCCCUCCUCUCACCCUCACUGUCCUGUAUCCUCAGUAUUCUCCUCGUGAUAAUGACCUGCUCUACCUGACCAGUGUGAUCGCCAGCCCGCAGGUGAAAUGUCAUGCGGCUCAUUUGAUCAACACUAAAAUGCUCAACCCACAGUUCACAAAGCCGAACCCCAAACCUGAAACUCUCAGUGCCUACUUACUGAGUUGUGAAAACCUUGUCUGCCAGUCGUUUCAAUGUUCCAUCCCAGAGGCCAAAUUCAGUCAGGUCAAUGUCACAUUCAGGGUCUGGAAACCAACCUUUAUUAAGGCGGAGUUCUCCAGCCUCUACAUGUUGGUGAGCGCCACGCUGCGCACUGGCAGUGACCUGUUCAUUCUGAGCAACAGUGCGAGCAGCAGAAGCGUGAAGAUACAAGUUUCCAAAGAAACUCUGGGUGGAAUUCCUAUAUGGAUUAUCAUCAUCAGCAUCCUGAUCGGCCUGCUCAUCCUGGCACUUGUCAUCUUCGCUCUUUGGAAGAUGGGCUUCUUCAAGAGAAAAUCCAGGGAUUACUCGAAAGACGACAUGAUGGACUGAGUUUUCCUGACAGCUUUGACUCUGAGUGACUCGCUUUGAGCCGCCAUGUCUCCCAAAGUGACAGGCAGUGUUUCUGAAAUGCCCGAGGAGAGUCCACUCAGGCCCAGAGUUGCUUCAGUGCCAUGACACGGAGAAGAAAUGAUUUCCUCCAGUAGUGUUUUUAAAUUCCGGCUAACCUCUGGGACAAAGACUCAUCUGGAAAUCUCUCAAGCUUUUAAUGUCACAUGCAAUUGCAAUUAGUUGUUUUAUGGGUACUGACAUGGAGUCAGGAACUCCAGCAGCAGGACCAAAGAAGACGAUGACAUCGCUGCAGUGGUGGGCACAAGAGCAUCAAUACUCCGAGCUGCAAUGGCGCUACUGUCGCUGAAAUGGAGGAACUUUCUCGGGUGUUUACCACAGAGCAGCGGUGCCCAGAGCUCGAGUCGGAACCAAAAAUGACGCCUUCUGAAACACUGAAUAUUUUAGCUUUUAAAAAAAUAUAUUUUUUGUUUGUGUUGUUGAGUUUAACGGUAUAGCACAGCACAUGUUGUUUGUGUUGAAGCGCUGAACAACUUGGACCAAGUUCCAGACCUCUGCUUUGCAACAGGACAACAGCUUUUCUAGUUCCUCAAAAUGUGUUAAAACUCAUCUUUAUUUAAAUUCAGUAUAGUUCCUUAAGUGUUGCAAGAGAGGCUGAGACACGUUUCAAAGUAUUUCACAGAGAGAAGACAUGAAUACAAGAUGUUGAGAUCAUGAUCACAACUAAAAUGCCUUUAUCUUGACACUCUAGGACUUCUUCUUUAAACUUAUCUUACACUUCCUCCCCAGUCCCACCUGCCUCUUCCUUCAUCUGGUGAAACCUGUCAACACCCUUCCGUGUCCCUUUCCUCUCCACGUGUACAAACCAUUUGUGCCACGGACAGAUUCAAUAACUUGGAAUUUCAAAACAACAAUAACAAUACAAUAAUUGCCUGUGACUGAAAACACAUGUUGGUAAAUAUAAAAAAACUCUCAACGUUGGACGAAAUUGAUAGAGCAUGAGAGAAAAAAGCAAAGAGAGUCAAACGGCUUCCAUGAGGACACCGGGUGAUGUUGGUUAGUGGCAGCACAACAGUGAGUGAUGCUGUUUCAUUGCAAGACGGAUUGUGUGUUCUUUGUUGGUGGUUGAGUGGCUGUAUGUGCCACACGAGGCACAACAACCAGCAGAGGGCGUCCCCUGCCUCGUGGCCUAUGUAUGUAUGUAUGUAAGCUCUCACCAACCAUUUCUCCUCAGAUCAGCGGACACUUGGUUGUUCAAUUUGUUGACCAGUGACCAGCUUAGGCUUUUAUGGCUUCAAAGACCGGAGUCCUGACGAGUCAGGAAAGAGUUGAGCAGGGAUUUGGGACAUUUUGGCCCAGGCUGUAAUUUCACAGGACAUAAUGAAGGAACCAACUCAUGUCCACGUGUUUCUUUAUGCUUCAUGCCUCACUUUUUAGAUUUAACGCUGUAUAUAAUGAUAAAAAUGUGAGUUUGUAAAUAUUAGUAUGAUCUGUUGCUGUGUUGCAGUUGUUGUGUAAUUUAAAAACAUCACAGUUGCCACUUCUCUCAGGUGCCUCAAGAACUAUGGGCAUUCGUCAUCAUGCAAAUGUGUAAAUAUGUGGAUAAAAUAAAGGUUCACAGGAAAUGUAUUGAAAACAUGCACAA